CAUAAGUAAAGUAAUCUGGUAACCACAGUGCUAAGCUCCAUUAUUAUACAUUGAGUCAACCUGACAAGUAUACUUAAACUACACUAAAACCAAUUUAAUUGGGUCUUUUAAAAGGCAGCUUUAUUAACUAGUUCCUCCUCCUGUAAAAUGAAAAAAGAAGUGGUUGAAACCCUUGGGUUUUCCCCUGUUUCCAUCAACCAAUUUACCUGACUCAGAUGUCAUGAGUCCCUUACUCCUGCUUCAUAUUUAGUUUGUGUGUCUGAUUUCAUUUUGCAUGCUUAUUUGGCCUUGUUCUUAAAGGAGAAUUAAACCCACUAUAAACUAACCCAAAGUCAUAAAGAUCCCCUUUUCCCCAAUACCUCAGGACCAAUGAAGAUCUACAGUGGACCAUCAUGUUUGGUGAUUGUCAUUCUUUAAGCGCCUCCAGAACUUUACACAUCACAUUCACACAGUUCAACACAUUGGAGGGGGUCUAUACUUAUGCUUAUUACUAGUCCAAACCAUACCACUAUUUGAAUUGCCUGAUGUGAGUCAGUAAUUGCCAUUUGAAUAGAUGUGCAUGAAUAGAGGCUUCUUUCUUUCAGAGCAGGAAGCUGAGAGUUGAUGCUGAUAGGACAGGCAGGUUUUCUGGCAGUGAGCAGGCAGUGCCAUGCAAAGACACACAGCCUGUAGAUCAGAAGAUGCAUCCAGUUAGUAACAAUAUGUUGAGGCACAAACUGUUGCACUGGGUGUGUGCGGCUGGGAUGCUGUUACUGGUGAUGCUGAAGUUGGGCUUUGCUGGGGAUUCCUGCAGCUGGAAAGGAAGUGGUUUGAUACGAAAUCCACAUUCCCGUGCUGUGGAACAGAUUCAUCUCCGUUGCACACAGGGUUCCUUAUUAUGGAUGUACCCAACCCGAGCCUUACGUGUUAUUCUGGAACCCAACCUAGCCAAUGGCAAGUACACCACUGCCUGCAUUAAGCCAUCUUCCUCCUUCCAUGGGGCCGACAUCUACAUUGAGGAGGGUGGCAAGAUGCACCUGCUUGUGAAUGAGGCCCAUGGCACGCAGCAUCUCCAUUGCUUUGGCAUGGAUACAACACACAGAGUAACCAUCUUUUUGAUGGCUAAUCCACAGCAGAACAUUGGAGGUGGAACUGUGGGCUUUCAGUAUGAACUGCUCAGCAAGAGAAGAACAGGACUGGGGUUGCAGAAGCUGCCACCUGGAGAAGCUGCCUGUCGCCCAUGUGACAAUGCAGACCUGCUUAUGGCCGUGUGUAGCAGUGAUUUUGUGGUGAGAGGCUCCAUCAGGAAUGUGAGCCACAAUCUGGAGUCUCAUGUAUCACUGGUGGGCAUCAGUGCCUGGAGAAUAUACAGACAGAGGAACCACAUCUUCCAACCUGACCAUCCCACUGGGGGGUGGACUGGAUAUAUCAGAACUCUACUCCAAUGCAGAGUCAAGAAAGGGCCAGGAGAUUUCUUGUUCACUGGCAGUGAGCAUUUUGGGGAUGCUUGGCUGGGAUGUGCUCCCAGAUUUAAAGACUUUCUACACAUUUAUAAGGAAGCCAAACUACAGAAAUAUAACCCCUGUGAGUUCCCAACUGACUGAAAUUCAGUCUCUUCUCUCCAGACUGGAGUUGAAUUGCCAAUUUCAGUAUAGUUCGUAAAUGUGUUUUCUUCCAAAUGGGAGAAACAAAGGACAACCAAGCAAAGACAAAGCUAAUGUUGCAUUUUGGUUACGUGCCUGGCCAUACUUCUUAAUACUUACUUGGAGAUAGAAGGUUGCAUAAUAAUAAUGUAUUCCUCUUUGCAACCAAGGGAGAUCUGAAGAUACUGUACCUGAAAAAUCCUAUGAGUUGCAGCCCUCCAUCAUGUAUUGAAAGGAUCCUGAUGUCUAAUUCUGGCAACAUACAGGGAAGUAUCUGUAUCAACAUGAGGUUCUUUGGCCAGUUUGGCCAAUAAAAGGAACAGUUUAGGCAAGACUGGACCAUUUGGGGACCCAUACAACUGUUGCUCCUAUGAAGGCUAGGGUUACUCAUAAGUUGAGCAUAUGUACCAACAGGUUCAGCUGAAAUCUUUUCUGUUUAGUUCAAACAGAUUCCAGUGUCAGUGUUUCCUUGCAUUGACCUCACAUUGAAUCUUAGCAAAGAAAAGGAAAACAGGCAAAACACUAAUUGUAAAUUGUCUUACAUCAUUCUUAAAGUUCUUUUAAAGGUAAACCCCCCCUUUCAUUGCACACACUAAAAUAGUAUUCAGUAUAUUUCAGUUUAUUAUUCACCCUAUAUUGAGUGCUGGCUUUUGUGAUGUGAAUUCUGAUCAAAUGGUCACAGUUAAACUUGGUUCUCUUUAGUGAUAAUGUUUUGUUCCUUGCACCACUGGCUAUGAUGUUUGAUACUUUUUUUUUUAUAAUGUGUGAUACUGCUAAAUGUAGUAAGCCAUGGUAAGUGAUAAUCUACCACCACCUAAACUCCAUCUGGAGGCAGGCUGUAGACAUACAGUGACUUCCAAUAUAUAACAUGGCAUUCUGGGAUGAGAAGUAAGUACUCAAAUACAGCAGGAAACUCAUCUAACAAUCUGCCUUCUAGGCUAUGGUCAACUGGAGGCCCAUAGCUGUGAUGUAUCCCUCCAAGAGAUUUCUAUGGCCUCCAAAGUGCUUGAGAUGCAAUUACCACUGUAGGUGACAUCAUCAUUAUAUUCUAAUCUGACCCCCAAACAUGGAGUUGUAGUGGUCAUACCUGUCUAGUGCUUAGCAUUGGCAUAACUGAGUUGGUAAAGCCAUGGUAACGACAGCACUGACAUGCAGAGGAGCAACACAUGUCCAUUAAACACCAGGUGAUACAAGAGUGCAUGGGGUGUGCCACUGACAGCAAAGGACAUUGCUAGUUUAGUAUUGUAACUGUUGUGGUGGUGGUGGUAUGUCCUCCUGCUAUCCAUGAGAUACUUAUGUUAUUGGCCUAUCCUGAUUUUGCCAAACUCUUGUCUGGACACUGGACUUGUACCAUGUCAACCUGUACUGAAAUUUGACUUUUCCUUGCCUUGCCUACCAGCAUAAGUGCAUGCAUGCCUGCCUAUUACCUUCCAUGCUAGUACUUAUCCUUAAUCUUGCCCUGUUGCUUGUUUCUAUACAAGUUCCUACCUUCUGUUAACCCUGCUGUCAAUAAAGUGUUUUACUGUUUGCGUCA
Molecule: messenger RNA, 3156 nt
Organism: Xenopus laevis (African clawed frog)
Lineage: Eukaryota; Metazoa; Chordata; Amphibia; Anura; Pipidae
Product: meteorin-like protein
Exons: 4
Coding region: 681-1583 (300 amino acids)
Source: RefSeq, a predicted model, not a curated record